CUCUCUUUCGAGUUGCGCCGAAGAGAGAAAGAGAGAAAGAGAGAAAGAGAGAGAGAGCCAGGCGGGGCGUGUGUGCGUGCGCGUAUCUGUGUCUGUCUCCGUGUCCGUGUCUGUGUCUGUGACUUUGUCUGUGUCUGUGGCUGUGGCUGUGGCUGACUCCUUGAGCAAGGCGAGCCAUGAACUCGUUCUUCGUCAUGGUGGGCUCGGACGACACGCUGCUGUUUGAGAACCAGGUGAUUAACAACGGCAAGGCCGCAUCGCUGGCUUCGGUCGGCCUCUCGUCGGGUAUGGACAAGGCGGAUCAGAAGGACGUACUGACGCACUUUGUGCUGUUUUCGGCGCUGGACGUUGUGGAUGAGGAGAUGUGGCGGACGCAGAACAUGUUCCUUCGCAAGGUCGACAAGUUUGAGGAGUGGGAGGUCUCGGCCUUUGUCACGGCCGGCAACAUCCGGUUCCUCAUCCUCCAUGAUGCGCGCAACGACGACGGCAUCCGAACCUUCUUUACCCGCGUCUACGAUUUGUACAUGAAGAUGGCGCUUAACCCAUUCUACAAGCUCAACUCGCCGAUCACCUCGCCGUCGUUUGCCGCCAAGGUCCGGGCGCUCGCCGACGAGCAUCUGUAGCGGCGGCGCGUGCGAGAUCGAUAAAUGGGGAGGCAAAGAGGCCA
Thecamonas trahens ATCC 50062 is the source of this 667-nucleotide messenger RNA. RefSeq names its product trafficking protein particle complex subunit 2. Gene Ontology annotation, cellular component: cytoplasm; nucleus; TRAPP complex. The transcript has 2 exons. The record is from RefSeq and is a predicted model, not a curated record. NCBI's taxonomy places the organism in Eukaryota, Apusomonadida, Apusomonadidae. The coding region runs from base 177 to 623 and encodes 148 amino acids. Gene Ontology annotation, biological process: endoplasmic reticulum to Golgi vesicle-mediated transport.